This is a messenger RNA of Ophidiomyces ophidiicola, 918 nucleotides long. RefSeq lists its product as uncharacterized. The coding region runs from base 1 to 918 and encodes 305 amino acids. The record is from RefSeq and is a predicted model, not a curated record. Lineage: Eukaryota; Fungi; Ascomycota; Eurotiomycetes; Onygenales; Onygenaceae. The transcript has a single exon.
AUGUCUAGUCGCGCCAAUCGGGCCGCUCGGCUCCCCCGCUUCCUAAUGAGUAACGUUGUGUGCAACCGCGAAGGCCCUGACUGGAUGGACGGCAUCGCUACCCUGGACUUUGACUGCUUCCCGCUGUUUAGACAUGUUAUACCUGAGCCGCUUCUCGCCUCGACUAACCUUCCCCCCUUCUACCGGCUGCUCUCUGACGAACAGGUGUCUGCCCUCGUGUCCUGGGCAUCUAAAGGCAAUAUGUCGAAAGAGCUGCUCGGGGUAUACUGGCCGGGAGACUUCAAUGGCGAUGGGAAAGUCAAAAAGAAUCGCCGCCCAUGGAAACAGGGAGAAAACAAGUCCAUGGCCACCAGGCCGUUAUUCUGGACGCAUCAAAGUUGCGGACGGCCCAUGGAAGACAUGACUCUAUUGUCGCCGGAUGCAUCUACAUCAAGUAGCAAACGAAAGCGCAGUGAAGAGAAUGAGACGGUGCACAUCAAGCCAUCCAAACUCGUCCUCCUCCGCGACGAAAAGGACAGCGAGAAGAUCGUCGAGCUGCAGUACGAAGUCGACCAGCUUCAAGCCGCCCUUAAAUGCUCCCAGGCCAAGCAGCAAGGGCUCCUGUCGCAAAUGGACCAGGUCGAGACCGCCAUGUCCGUGCGCUCCGAGCUCGUCACCAACGCCAUAGUCAACUACCACCUGUCUCUGGCCAACCUGCAGAUCCUCUCGCCCGCCAUCGCGUCGCUGGUGGACGAAACCGUCUCCCCCGACGACAUCGCCGUGGCCGCCGGCGGCCAUGCCACUCUCGACCACCGCGUGCGAGUUGUUAAGGAAGUGGCAAGCCGGCUUAAGAUCCCCAUCAGUGUGCUCCCAGACGAUACGGAGGAUGAGGAAGACGAAGUAGUACCUUUGAAACGCCCAGCAAAGGGAAAGAAAUAG